AUGUCUCCAUUAUGUGCAAUUGAUUUUGAAGAAGUUGAUCAUGUACAUCAAAAUUUUAGUUAUGGUCCAAUGGAUAAACCAUUGAUACAAUAUCCAAAUGGAAAUUCACUAAAAUAUCCCUAUCAAAUACAAUUUCAACAACAAUUAUAUGCAUCACAUAGUUUAUUUCAUCGACCUCAAUCACAACGGACGAAUCAUCAAAGAUCUGUCGAUGAUGAUCAUCGAAAUGCUCAAGACUAG
Messenger RNA from Rotaria sp. Silwood1, 240 nucleotides. The record is from the annotation of a GenBank genome assembly. NCBI's taxonomy places the organism in Eukaryota, Metazoa, Rotifera, Eurotatoria, Philodinida, Philodinidae.